Owenia fusiformis is the source of this 2574-nucleotide messenger RNA. Lineage: Eukaryota; Metazoa; Annelida; Polychaeta; Sabellida; Oweniidae. The record is from the annotation of a GenBank genome assembly.
GGGAGAAUUGUUGAAAAAUUCGCGCCCGAAGAAAUUCGCAGUUAAAUAUGAUUAUUUGAUUUGAAUAAGCUGUAUUUGAAGGAAUGAUCAGAUGGCACGUGACAUUUACCAGAAUUAUGACAGCUAUACAUGUAUAUGCGUAGAUGUGGGUCAGUCCUCUAUUGAUGAUUGACACAGAUAGCUGGAUGUAUUGACCAUAGAUGAUGAUUCCUUCCCAAGCUCGUACCAUUUCAACUUCAAAGUGUUUAUCUCAGAAGUUAAGUAAUUUAUCAAAAACAUGGAAUGGAUCAGAGAACCCAUCUUUAGCAGCCAUUCACUAUUCUCCCAUUAGUAAAACUAUAGCUGUUCCUGUUGAGGGUCGACAUACUGCAAUGAUAGACAAAUCGAAAUACACCAGUGAUAAACAUGGGAGUAUUUUUGUUUCUAAAUACCUCAGAUCGCAGAUAAGAUAUCAAGGAAAUCGUACAAGAACGCACUGUAGAUCAUCCUCAAUAUUGCAGCUAAGAUUGGAGCAAGUUACCAUAUAUGGGCAUACUGAUAAGGAACCAGAAUCUAUACUAAGACAUAAAAGGUCAUAUUGCACCUCACAUAUCGAGGUUGAUGAUAAACUAGUUCAGACAGAUGAAAUUAAGAAAUUUCUGAAGCAGAAUACAAUUGCAGUAGAUGAAGGCUAUACAUGUUUUGUUAUGACGUGUCCAAAGUUUACAACCAAGAGGCUAAAGACGAAAGAAAUUGAUAAACUUUUCAUCAAUAUGAAAACAGGUUAUUUUGUUUGCCAGAGUUGUCACCAGUCAGGAACUUGGUGUCAGUUGAAGACUAACAUUAAUUUACUCCAAAAUCAGGCGAAAUUCAAAAGAAAAAUGGACUGUCUAACGUUUCAAAGUGAGGUUGAGGAGAGAGACACGUCACGAUUGACUGAGAUCUGGCAGGGUGCUACAGAAGUGUCGCAAAGUGAUCCAGAGAAACUUCAGCUAUUGUUACAUAACCUUAACAUUCUUAAAUUGAAACUUCCAGUUUUGCAAAAUUAUAAGGUACGAAUGACACAAGAAGAAGAUGGCCUUGUCUUUCCAUGCUUUAAUACAGAGGGCACAUUGCUAAGUGUUAGAGUCAUGCGCUAUGUUGUCAAUGCAUCUGGUCAGCCCAAGAUUACUGAAAGAACCUUUCCAAGGGUUCCAACUGGUGGUCUGUUCGGGCUUCAAACAUUACGUCACGAUGCAAGUGAAGUGAUUCUGACGUCAUCUGAAUUGGAGACUAUGGCUGCUUUCCAAGAAACGAGAGUUCCCGCUGUGUCACUCACGAAGAAUCUUUCUAGUCUACCCCAGCAUGUGCUUCCACUUUUAGAACAAUUUAAGAAAAUAACUCUUUGGUUUGGCAAUGACCUGCAAAGUUGGGAAACUGCUAAACGUUUCGCAAAAAAGUUGAACUCAAGACGUUGCUAUAUUAUAAGACCAACUGAAGAUAACCCUAGUCCCCUUGAAUCCAUGCGUGUUGGACUCCCACUUCCAACAAUCUACCGCAAUUCCAAACCUUUGAUGCACAAAUCCAUCACGUCGUUCUCCUAUCUUAGACAGGAAGUCUUCAAUGAGAUGUUACACGCAGAAGAGGCUUCUGGGAUUAAGUGGAACAGGUAUCCCGAGUUGAAUAAGCUAUUAAAGGGGCACAGACGAGGUGAACUGACAGUGUUCACAGGCCCAACUGGAUCAGGGAAAACCACAUUCAUUAGCGACUACUCCUUAGACUUGGCUUUGCAAGGGGUGUCAACAUUAUGGGGCAGUUUUGAGAUCAACAACCUGAAGCUUAUGAAAGUUAUUCUCAACCAAUUGUCGGGCUUCAACAUGACGAAAAACCUGGAAAAGUUUGAAGAAGCUGCAGAUAUGUUUGAGACUAUUCCGAUGCAUUUUAUGACGUUUCACGGGGAGGAAAGCAUCACGCGCGUCAUUGAGACCAUGUCACAUGCAGUAUAUAUCCAUGAUAUCGCCCAUGUGAUUAUCGACAACCUUCAGUUUAUGAUGGGGUCAACCACAGGGACAUCUAUGGACAAGUUCCAGAAGCAGGAUCAGAUUAUAUCUGCAUGCAGGAAAUUUGCGACUAAUAUGAACUGUCAUAUAACCCUCGUUAUACACCCCAGGAAAGAAUCAGACCAUGAACUUCUGACUACAGCUUCCAUAUUUGGUAGUGCAAAGGCGAGCCAGGAGGCUGACAACAUCAUGAUACUGCAAGACACGAGGAUGUCGUCAGCCAGAGGAAAAAAGUUCAUACAGGUUACGAAGAAUCGUUUCGAUGGUGAGUUGGGGACGAUGGUGCUUCAUUUCGAUAAAGAGUCUCAAAGUUUUUCCAGAAAGUUUCGUCAAAAACGGGAGGAAGAACUAAAAAAGAAAGAUGAACAAAGAAAGAAAGCUGAAGAACAAAUUGCUGUGCCAAAUGAAAACCAUGAUCAAACUGAAAUUAAAAAUGAAACUGAAGUAACUGAGAAAUCUGAAGAUUAACAAAGCACAAGAUAUAUAUUGGAUGUAUAUAGAAUUAGAUGGGUCUAAAACUGCUUGUAAUUUCACAAAGGUGCUUAAAUCCAAAGUU